UUCUCAAGCCCGUACCAUGGUGGAGAACGGGCGCGUGCCGAGACCGCAUGUGCCCUCUAUGCCUCCAGCAGUUCGUGACUCCAUGUCCAGCAAUCGUCCACAAGCUCGAAGAACGCCUAUCGUUUACCCUGCGUUGUUGUCGAAGGUUGCCCAAGCGUUCAAGGAGCGGAUAACGCUGGCGGACAGAGUGAAGGAUGGGUUGACUUAUAAGGACGCGUUCGACGGGCGCGAAGCGGUCGACAAGAUCGCCUACAUCAUCAAGACCACGGAUAGGAAUCUUGCGCUUUUGCUCGGCCGCGCCUUGGAUGCACAGAAGUUCUUCCACGCCGUCACGUACGAUCACCGGCUGCGCGACAGCGUCAAUGACCUGUAUCAGUUCCGCACCAAAAUGCCGAGUCCAUUUACGAGCGGCGAGCUGGUUGACCAGGAGAUCGAGAGCAUCCGAGAGUCACUUGCCAAGUUGCCUGCGCUUCUCAAUGGUGGCAAAGCCAAGGACAGCCCUCCACAAUCUGUUGAAGACGGCACCGAGAAGGGGCAGGGAGACAGCUCGCCAUCACCUCCAGACUCCGUCGUCACCGCUCCUACCAUAAGGCCGCGGCAAGGGUCAAUAUCCUCUGAUGACAUCCCAUUACCCUCCGGUGUCUUCACGCUUCUCAUCGAUUGCUACUCGCCAACAUGUUCACGAGACCGUCUCUGCUAUUCGAUAGCGUGUCCUCGACGGUUAGAGCAGCAAGCGCGCCUGAACAUGAAACCUCAACCUGGUCUGAAGAAACAGAUAAGUAAAGAGAGCUUAGGGGACUUAGUGGAACCUGGGACUCUUUGGAUUCACUCUGUCCCUCAAGCAAUUGUGGACAGCGUGUCGGAUCAGGAGAAGAAGCGUCAGGAAGCGAUCAACGAAGUUAUCUAUACAGAGCGGGAUUUCGUGCGGGAUAUGGAGUAUCUUCGGGAAUCAUGGAUUAAGCCCCUGCAAGAGCUGGGUACCAUACCCGAGCCCCGACGAACGGACUUCUUGGAGCAGGUCUUCUGGAAUUUGCACGACAUCAUAGCGGUAAACACUCGCCUACGCGACGCCCUGAACAAGCGACAAAAGUCGUACGCCAUUGUGGAGCAAAUCGGCGAUAUCUUGCUGGACGCCGUACCGCACUUUGGGCCGUUUGUGUCAUAUGGAGCGCACCAGUUGUAUGGCAAGUACGAAUUCGAGAAGGAGAAGAGUUCGAACCCGGCGUUUGCUGCAUUCGUGGAGGAAGUGGAGCGGCGUCCAGAGUCCCGGAAACUGGAAUUAAAUGGAUAUCUCACAAAGCCGACGACUCGAUUGGCUCGAUACCCUUUGCUUCUCGAGGCAGUUUUAAAACAUACGCCAGAAGACAGCCCGGACAAGAAGACGCUCCCGAAGGUCGUCGAGAUGAUUCGCGAGUUCCUGAAGGCAGUCAAUGCAGAGACGGGUAAGGCAGAGAACAGGUUCAACCUUCUCCAGCUCGACCAGCAGCUUGUCUUCCGACCUGGCGAGGAAGUUGAUCUCCGGCUGAAAGAAGAGGGCCGCGAGCUUGUAUACAAGGGCGCUUUGAAGAAACGCGGCGGCCCGCAAGGUGAUAGCGCCGAGCUGAUUGUCUUCCUGUUUGAUCACGCUCUGCUCAUGGUGAAACAGAAGACCAAGACAGAACAGUACAAGGUCUACCGUCGCCCUAUUCCCUUGGAGCUCCUUCUUGUCUCUGCACCAGACGAAUUUCCUUUGCAACAGAGGUCGAACAAGCAGAAGAAGAACAUGCCCCAUGCGCCUGUCAUCCCGGUUAAAGAGGCGAAAGGCGGCUUCUCGAUAACUUUCGUGCACCUCGGCCGGAAGUACUAUCAAAUGACGCUGUGGGCGAGUACGUACGUCAGCCAGCGGAAGUGGGUCGAGCACAUCCAAAAGCAGCAGGACAUGAUGCGUGAGCGAAGCUCGGUAUUCGAGACCGUUACACUCAGUGAAGGGUUCUUUGUUGGCCCGAACGUGGUCAGCUGUGCUGCACCCUUCGACCAAGGCAGACGAGCCGUAUACGGCACCGCUGACGGUAUCUACCUGUCCGACCUCUGGGAACCGCACCGUGAACCCGUGAAGGUUCUGGCGUUGCUCGAUGUGACACAGGUAGACGUUCUGGAGGAUUACCAGCUACUGAUUGUCUUAUCGGAGCGCCAAGUUAUCACUUUCCCACUGGACGCACUUGAUCCUUCGGAUCCGAUGGCGGCCAUCAAGCGCGCAAAGCGGAUAGCAUCACAUGCGUCGUUCUUCAAGGUCGGCAUAUGUCUUGGGAAGACACUGGUCUGUGUUGUCAAGACAAGUGCACUGUCAAGUACGAUCAAAGCGCUGGAGCCUAUCGACACUAACACCCGUGGGGCACGGAAACCGACAUUUAGGCUACUUUUGCAGGGUGGUAAUGAUACGCUCAAGCUUUUCAAGGAGUUCUAUAUCCCUGUGCAAUCAAGCUCCAUUCAUUUCCUCAAGACGAGACUUUGUGUUGGCUGCACCAACGGCUUUGAGAUUGUCGAUCUGGAAUCGCUUGAUACCCAGGGUCUUAUCGAUCCAUCCGAUCAAUCUCUGGAAUUUGUGAGAAAGCGAGAAGGCCUUAAACCUAUCUCUAUAUACCGCAUCGACAAUGAGUUCUUGCUGUGUUAUGAUGAAUUUGCCUUCUAUGUCAACAAGAAUGGCUGUCGCUCGAGGAAGGACUUCAUGAUCUUCUGGGAAGGCUGCCCAACUGGAUUUGCGCUUUACUAUCCUUAUGUCCUGGCGUUUGAGCCAACUUUCGUCGAGAUCCGCCACGUUGAGACCGGCUCAAUGUCCCAGAUCAUCCAGGGCAACAACCUUCGCUGUCUCUUCUCCGACACACCUCCAUCAACGACCAACUCUGCGAGCAACAAGUAUUAUAACCAACAUCAGCAGCAGGCAUACGCAUACAACCAGUACGCCUCGCCGUCGGUCAACGGCUACGGACGAACGUCGCUGCAGAACGGGUACAGCUCGCCCCAGUCGCAGGCUUACCCGCCAGCGCCGCGAGGUCCCUCGACAGGGCGCGACGAGAUCCUAAUGGUGUCCGACGAUCGCAUUAUGCGGCUGCAAGUAAGCCCGCGCGCACCCCAGUAGCCGCUGCUCGUCACUUGCACGUCCAACCCUCGCGUCUACCGGUUCUAGUGCCGUUUGCUUGCUGCACUCCCGCCUCUACCCACCUCCCGCCACAUGUUAUUAAUUAAUCUUGCACGACUCUCGCCUCCGUUGCGAUACAUUUGCUCUUUUCCAGCCGCUUCCACUGCAUUCACUCCCACGCAUUUCUUAUAUAUCCUAACCACGCAUUCUUGUAUCUGAGCAUUCAUGUUACAGUAGGAGUAGCUAUCACUUUCCUCUCUUCAUGUUCC
This is a messenger RNA of Phanerochaete carnosa HHB-10118-sp, 3384 nucleotides long. RefSeq lists its product as uncharacterized. The coding region runs from base 17 to 3115 and encodes 1032 amino acids. The transcript is spliced from 11 exons. The record is from RefSeq and is a predicted model, not a curated record. Gene Ontology annotation, molecular function: guanyl-nucleotide exchange factor activity. Gene Ontology annotation, biological process: intracellular signal transduction. NCBI's taxonomy places the organism in Eukaryota, Fungi, Basidiomycota, Agaricomycetes, Polyporales, Phanerochaetaceae.